AUGGAGGUUGACACUCAACCACAGAUUACAAAAGCAGAGAAAAAAUCGUCUGAAAGACAAAAGAAACUUCUUGCUCUCAACGCAGAGGAUCAAGGAGAAUAUGCUAAGAAAGUCAAGAAGUUACGAAAAUCGGGCGUCAAUAAACAGAAAAAGGUCGAACCAGGAGUUCUCUACGUCGGCCAUCUACCAGCUCAAUUCUCGGAGCCUUCCUUGAGAAAAUACUUUGAGCAAUUCGGACGUAUCAUUCGACUCAGACUUUCCAGAUCGAAAAAAACAGGGAAAAGCAAGGGUUACGCAUUUUUGGAAUACGAUGAUGCCAAAAAUGCACGAAUCGCCGCCAAGACCAUGGACAAAUACCUCUUUCAUGAGCGACUCCUGGUCUGCAAGGUGAUGGACAAGACGAAAAUCCACGAGCAUUUGUGGAAAGGAGCAAAUAAGAAGUUCCAGCCUGGCUUGUGCCACCGAGCCAAUCGAGCGAGACUCUAUGGAGAAAAGUCCGAAGCUCAGUUGAAACGAGCGGCGAGACAGCGAAACAAAAAGGACGAUGCGUUAUUGGCAGCGUUGAAAGAAGUCGGCAUCACAGAUAUCAAGCUCCCAACUGGCGAGCCAGAACCCGUCAAAGUGCCAGAGAGUCCAGUCAAGCCACCAAAGGAUGAACCUGUUGUCGAAGCGACUCCAGUGAAGAGAGGAAGAAAGAAAGCACCAGCCGCGACGCCGAAGAGCACAAGAAAGACACGAAAGAGACAGUUCCCUGAAGCCAAUCCCUGA
Oikopleura dioica is the source of this 768-nucleotide messenger RNA. NCBI's taxonomy places the organism in Eukaryota, Metazoa, Chordata, Appendicularia, Copelata, Oikopleuridae. The record is from the annotation of a GenBank genome assembly.